This is a messenger RNA of Eucalyptus grandis, 2113 nucleotides long. RefSeq names its product 3-ketoacyl-CoA synthase 12. Lineage: Eukaryota; Viridiplantae; Streptophyta; Magnoliopsida; Myrtales; Myrtaceae. Gene Ontology annotation, biological process: fatty acid biosynthetic process. The record is from RefSeq and is a predicted model, not a curated record. Gene Ontology annotation, cellular component: membrane. Gene Ontology annotation, molecular function: acyltransferase activity, transferring groups other than amino-acyl groups. Bases 525 to 1934 code for a protein of 469 amino acids. The transcript has a single exon.
GAUAUUUUUUCAUUUUGAAUCUCUCCCUCAAGUUGGAAGUACACUUGCCUCGUGGGGUUCAGAUUCAAUUCACUUCGAAUUAGCAAAGACUUUUCCAUGGACGAGCAGUGCGCAUUAGAGCUACCAACCCCUCCGCAAAAACGGGUAUCAAUAAUUUCCAGGGGAGGUGCACGAUGUUUAUGGGACUUGUAUAUAAAUAACUGUUCCUCACAAUGCCAAUUAAGGGCUGGCUUUGUCUAAGCAUUUCUUAUUGAAAGUUGAGUGUUGGGUGUGGGGGAGGGUGAGGGGCGAACUUAAAAGCAAAGUGAGCGAGUGUGUUUUAGCAUAUUUUCAUGUCCGACUCAUCGUAUUCCCUCCUCUUUUCAUCUGUGUGCUUCAUUUGAUACUUGAGAUCUUCCAAAAGCUUAUACUGCCUAGCUGUGCUGCUCCCAUCCCCUAAAGUGAUUCAUUAACACAUUCGAAUAAUUCCCUAGAAUCAUCCCUUUUGGCCCCUCUCUGUCGUGCGCGCACACAAACACACACUCAUGGAGCUUAUCAUGAUAAUGUAUGCUUCAUCCAUCUUGUACCUCCUUUUCAUCAUAUGGAAAAGGAUUGAUGAGAGGAGAGACAAGCACUGUUACAUCUUGGACUACCAGUGCUACAAGCCAACAGAUGACAGGAUGCUUGGCACUGGGUUUUGUGGAGAACUUAUGAAGAGGACCAAGAGUCUUGGUCUCUUGGAGUGCAAGUUCCUGCUUAAGGCCAUUGUCAACUCCGGCAUCGGAGAGCAGACCUAUGGCCCGAGGAUGGUCUUCGCUGGCCGCGAGGACAAUCCCGCAUUAGCAGAUGGGCUUGUCGAGAUGGACGAGUUCUUCCACGACAGCAUCCAGAAGCUCCUGGACAGGUCAGGAAUUGCUCCUUUGCAGAUCGACGUGCUCGUUGUGAACGUCUCAAUGCUCGCUUGCAUCCCGUCCCUAUCUGCCCGGAUCAUCAACCACUACAAGCUGAGGCACGACGUGAAGGUGUUCAACCUCACUGGGAUGGGGUGCAGCGCGAGCCUCAUAUCGAUGGACAUCGUGAGGAAUAUCUUCAAGUCCUACAAGAAUGCGAACGCCCUCCUUGUGACCUCGGAGUCACUGAGCUCGAACUGGUACUCGGGCAACGACCGGUCCAUGAUCCUGGCUAACUGCCUGUUCCGGUCGGGUGGGUGUGCCAUGCUGCUGACCAACAAUCGGGCCUUGAAGAGUCGCGCCAUGUUCAAACUAAAGUGCCUGGUUCGAACCCACCACGGGGCGCGGGACGAGUCCUAUGGAUGCUGCCUCCAGAAAGAGGACGACCAGGGCCUGCCUGGCUUCCACCUCGGCAAGAGCCUACCAAAGGCAGCCACCCGGGCGUUCAUCGACAAUAUGAAGGUGAUCGCCCCCAAGAUCUUGCCAGCCAGAGAACUGCUCCGCUAUGGGGUGAUGACUCUAGUCCGGAAAAUGAGGCGGGGCUCAGCGAAACUGGCCGGGCCGAGGCCUGUGCUUGACUUCAGGACUGGGGUGGACCACUUCUGCAUCCACACAGGCGGGAAGGCGGUGAUCGAUGGGAUUGGGGCGAACCUCCAGCUGAGCGAGCACGACCUUGAGCCCGCGAGGAUGACACUGCACCGCUUCGGGAACACGUCUGCGAGCAGCCUGUGGUAUGUGCUGGCAUACAUGGAGGCAAAGAGGAGGCUCAAGAGAGGUGACAGGGUGUUCAUGAUCAGCUUCGGUGCUGGCUUCAAGUGCAACAGUUGCGUGUGGGAGGUGUUCAGGGACUUGGGAAAUGAGAAAGGCAAGGCCAAUGUUUGGGAGGACUGCAUUGAGAGCUGCCCAUCAAAGAACACGGUCAACCCUUUCAUGGAGAAGUACGGUUGGAUCAACCAGGAGGACCCAAGCACCUUCAACAAAGACUCCUUAGUAAGACAUAAUUGAAUUGAAGAAGAAGAAGCAGCAGCACCAGCAGCUCAUUUGGUUUUGCAUUCUUGAAAGUUGAAGUCCCUCUCUUUAGUUUCACCUUUGUCCUUUAGAUGAUUAUUAUUUCCUCCAUAAUACUUUAGUCUUAUUCUGUAUCUUUUUGGAGUGGCAUUGUUAAGUUCAUGUUCGCAAAAUUC